Oncorhynchus nerka (sockeye salmon) is the source of this 5260-nucleotide messenger RNA. RefSeq names its product sialoadhesin-like. Lineage: Eukaryota; Metazoa; Chordata; Actinopteri; Salmoniformes; Salmonidae. The record is from RefSeq and is a predicted model, not a curated record. The transcript is spliced from 12 exons. The coding region runs from base 533 to 3148 and encodes 871 amino acids.
AUGAUUACAUUUGUGGAUUUAAAUCCAUGGAUGAAUUACUGUUGGCUGUAUUCCUUUAAAAUAAAAACAUGUUUAAAAAAGAGAAAUAUUGCAAGGGGCUGUAGCUUUCUGUGUAAUUUACAGGUCACUGAAUUAUAUGUCUGCUUGUAUUUCAUCUGGAAUCAGAGGAUGUUGCCUUCCUUGUGAAGCUUGAUAUAUUUCACUAGUAACUGUGAUUGAAAAGAAAAUCUGAUGAUCAUUUGAUACUACAGAUGGAGGCUAUCACUUGUGGGUUGACGCUUAUUCAACGAAGGAAAAUUCUGUGUCUUGCAAACAGCAGUGCCACUUCUUCUAAAUGUCUGCAGUGACAGGCAGCUAGACAACAGACACCACAUCAGGUGGCAUUUAUAUAGCCUGCAUUGUGCAUUGGAUUUGAACAGAUGACCAUCGCGUGAAUACUGGUUUUUAUACUUACUCAGAAUCAACACAGCUUCAUUGGCUUCAAGACAGUGUUAAAAAGCAGGUCAUCUGGCCCUUUCUGAUACAGAGAAUCAUGCACAUCACAGGAGCUGAAAGACUCAUCCUCAUUGGUGGUCUGCUGCAAGGUGUUCUGUGCCUCGACUUUGCAGCUCUGAUGCCUCAGAAUAUAAAGGCUCUGAGUGGAUCUUGUGUGAACAUUCCCUGCUCAUUUACACUGCAAUCUAGAUUUGAGUCGUUCCUCACAACUUCAUGUAAAGGAAUAUGGAGGAAAGGGUGGCCAGGAGUACAGGUGUUUGAUUCUAGUCUCACAGGGACAGGCUUAAACACCAUUCAAGGGAAUCUAACUGGGAACAUGCAGCAGAAGGAAUGUACCACAAUCCUGAAUGACUUACCUUCUUUCAAUGACUACUUUUCAUUUAGAAUUGAAUGUGACAAUUAUCUGAAAUAUAGUUUUCCAGAAGUUGUCACAAUUUAUGUAAAAGAAAAUCCAUCCAAACCCACUCUAAGUCCAGCAACAGUAAAUGUGAUGGAGGGGACCUCAGUGAGUCUGAUCUGCUCUGCUGAAGCCCCUUGUCCCUCACUCCCUCCAACUCUGACAUGGACCCCCACACUGAGUGACAGUGUGGAGGAUUUGCAGGUGACUCCGAAUCGAGUCAUAACUUCUAUCCUGAACUUUACCGCUUCACAUGUCCACCAUGGAGAGAAGAUCUCCUGCACUGCGCUGUACAAACGACAAGCUGGCAAGAGUGAUAAAUCAUCCAAAACUGAUCUGACAGUCACUGUUCUUUACUCUCCCAAGAACACCUCAGUGUCAGUCAGUCCCUCUGGUUCAGUGGUAGAGGGCAGGUAUGUGACUCUGACUUGCAGCAGCAAUGCUAACCCAGCAGUGUGGCGCUACAACUGGUACAGAGUUAUUGGAGAGCAGGUUUCAACAGUAUGGGCUAGCAGAACGCUAACUGUCCAGGUACCAGCAGAUUACAGUUAUUUCUACUGUGAAGCCAUCAAUGACCAUGGAACCAAGAAGUCAUCUGUCAUUCAACUAAAUGGAAUGUACCCUCCCAAGAACACCUCAGUGUCAGUCAGUCCCUCUGGUUCAGUGGUAGAGGGCAGCUCUGUGACCCUGACCUGCAACAGCAAUGCCAACCCUGCAGUGAAGAACUACACCUGGUACAGAGUCAAUGGGACUGAGGCUGUCCUUUUAGGAUCUGGAGAGAGCUUCACCUUAGACAGUAAAGCAAGUGAUAGUGGGGAGUACUGCUGUGAAGCACUGCAUGCACUCGGUAAAGAAAAAGCCACAGUUGUUCAGCUGGAUAUUCAAUUUCCCCCCAAGAACACCUCAUUGUCAGUCAGUCCCUCUAGCUCAGUAGCAGAGGGCAGCUCUGUGACUCUGACUUGCAGCAGCAAUGCCAACCCAGCAGUGAAGAACUAUACCUGGUACAGAGUUGAGGGAAGCAAGAAGGACAUUGUCGGGUCUGAAGAGGACCUCAACAUCUCCAGUGUGAACAGGCUUUCAAAUGAACAGUACUACUGUGAGGCUCAGAAUGUCCAUGGACUGCAGACCUCUGAAGCCAUCAGUAUCAAUGUAACGUUUGCUUCAGAGAUCCUGAACACCUCUCACUGCAUCAGGAUUUCAGCUACAUCUCAGAUCAGAUGUUUCUGUGAUAGCUAUGGGAACCCUGCUCCCACACUGGUGUGGCAGCUGGCUGGAGAGUCUGUCAAUCACUCCACUAACACCAUCAUCAUGGAGGAGCCAAUGGGCCAAGCAGGCCUGAGGAGCUCCCUCACCAUCCACCAAUCACAGGAAGAGAAAAUACAGAGUCUGGUCUGCCUCAGCUCCAACUUUGUUGAUUUUGACAACUUCUCAUUUGACUUAACAUCAAUGAAAACAUUGGAAGGUUUCCAUCUUCCCUCUCUGUUGAUCGGGGCUGGUGUGGGGGCAGGAGUAAUGAUGCUCCUAUGCAUCCCACUACUUCACUUCUGCAAGCAUAGGAGAGCCAGGCAGUCACCAAGCAAAAGACAGAAGGACACAGCAGAGUUCAUAGUGACGGAUGAGACCCUCUUUCAGGAGGAGGACCAUGUCUAUGCCAAUAAAGCCAUGCUGGAUGAGGCCCUCUGGCCCAACAGGACAGUGGACAGGGAAAUCGACGCCACAGACCUCCUCCACUACGCCAACUUGAACUUCUCGAAACUCCAGGCCAAGGUGGCCAAGCAGGGGGAGGGGGAGGGAGAGAUCAGGGGAGUCGCCUCCAAAACGACAGAGUACGCAGUGAUCCGCCUGCACUCCACAGGCAGUAUCGAGGGAGGGGCUGAGAAGAAGGAGGCCAUUCCUGCUCUGGAGCAGGGGGAGCACGCUGAGGACCAUGGAGCUAAAGUCUUGGAAGAAUCCCAGGCAGGGCACGAGAGUGACGAGGAAGAAGAAGUUGCAAAGGAUUCUGCGCUGCCAGAGCUACAGGGUGUGACUAAUUAUGCCCUCAGUGUCCAGGAGUAUACAGAGGCCGCACUGGGACAGUCUGAGCAGCACAACACAGCAGAAACUGCAGUGGACGAGGUGACACUGCUUUCUGAGCCGAAAGAUUCCGCUAAUGGUGAAGAGGAGGACACAUAUGGGAACAUAUGUCGUGGUCAGGUCAUAUCUGAAGCAAAUUGUGGACAACCUGAGUUAGAUAGGAGGACGAGUAGGAGAGUGUAAAGGCAUAGUAAGCUGAUGUGUAGAGGGAGUAAAGCUUAAAUGCAGAUAAGGUUGUGAAAAAUCACCCAUAAUGCACUGCAGAGAAAUCCUCGUCACCUUCCAAACUAGAACCACUAUGUCCACCUUUUUUUUUAACACCAGUUAUUCUACAGUGUCUGUUCAUCAGUUGGAUUUGCAUCUCUAUAUAUACAAUAUAUACAAAAGUCUGUGGACACCCCUUCAAAUUAGUGGAUUCGGCUAUUUCGGCUUAAAAUGAAAUCCAAUAAGGAAAUACAUUAGAUUAAAACAAAAAAACAAAGAUGUCUUGAUUGCGUAUGUCUUCAUACCCCAGAGGUAACACUUGGUGGAAGCACUUUGGGCCGCCAUUAUAGCUGUGAAUCAUUUUGAAUAAGGUUCUACUAACUUUGCACAACUCUUAGGCUAACACAUACCCAUUGUUUUUUGUCCAAAUAGCUCAAGCUCAGUAAAUUUGGUUUGGGAGUCAUUGAUGGACAGCAAUAUUCAAACAUUGUCUCUAAUUGUCAAGCAGAUAUAAGUCAGCACAAGCCACAGUACUUGAAAAUAGAGAGGGUUUCACUCUGUGUUGUGUAGUUCUGGAUUUGGCCCGUGGUUUUUAAUUUAGGCCAGAAAAAUGCAUUUCCUGUGUUGUCUUGCAGUAUUACUUAACUGCCUUGUUGCCAACAGAAUGUUUGAUUUGAAGGGGAUUUUUUUUAACACAGGCUUCCUCCUUUUCGCUUUUCUAUCGAGGCUAAUAAUGUGGAGUGAAUGCAAUGUUGUUGAUCCUCCUGUUUGUGGUGGAAACAAUGUGUUAUUGGUGUGCUUGACCUCGGCAGGGAUUGGAGAGUUUGUCAGGAUCAUAAUAAAUAUGAAAGGAGCAAAGCCCAGAUUAACAAAGCCCAGAUUCAGUCUUCUGAAUACCAAACACUGGGAUAGAGUUGUAUUUUUUCAGCGAGUCAAUUGCACACAUUUUAAUCUCAAAGACACACCAGAAUGGCUUUCCAAUAGCUGUUGACUGCUUCUGAAUGGUCCAGUGUGGUUCAGUCCUGACUUAAAUCUGCAUGAAAAUUUGAGACAAGGGGCUGGACUCAAUCCGUAUCGCUGUAGUCAAAUCCAAUGAAAAUCAAAUCAAGAAGCUGAUUUUCAAGGUUUGAAUUUUGCUGUCCAUCAUAAACUCCCAAACAAAUGUACUGGGCUUGAGCAAUUUUGACAAAAACAAUGUGUAUAUGUUUCCCUAUGAGGGGUUCAAAGUUGGUAGAAUCUAAUUCAAAAUGAUUGACAGCUCUAAUGACUGCCAAAGGUGCUUCCACCAUGUAUUUACUCUGGGGUGUGAAGACAUACAUAAUUAAGACAGCUCCGUUAUUUUUUAUUUAUUUAUUCAUUUGGAAAAUGUUCUGUAUUUUUUUCUUUCACUUUUAAAAUGUAGAGUAAGUUAUGUACAUCAGUAGGAAAACAAUCAAAUGUCAUACAUUUUUUAUUUACUUUUAAGGCAGCAAAAUGUUAAGACUGUGCGGGGGGGGGUGUACACUUUCACUAGGCACUGUGUAUGUUUUUUUAUUCUGACUUUUUAACUGUGUUUUUAUAGAUUAGUGUCGCUCCUUACAUACAUUUUCAAUUAAUUAAAUGUUCAUCUUGCAACAGUUAAGAGUGUAAUAUUUGUUUGUGUUUCAAAGUUUUGUUCCUCUUCUAUGAAUUUGUAACUUAUUGUUGCACAGACAAUGUGUAUUUAUGAACUUACAAAAUGUGUGUGAUGGUUAUGAAUCACUUCAACAUGUUGUAUUAUUGUUUUUAUUGUAUUUUUUAUUGAAAAUAUAUUUACAAUGUUUAAAGCUGAAUACAGGUGAAUACAGGUUACAAGCGGUCAGUAAAUUCAGCAUGAUUCAGUAACUAUGUAAAGUCAGAAGUCAGUAAUAAUGCACAUUGCAAUGUUAAACAAAUAUGAAGACAUGGUGUCAGUUGCAUAGCAUAUACACAAUAGCACAUCCUGUAAUAUGGGACAUUUCUAAACAGUGAAGCAUUUCUGUUUUGACAGCCUAGUAAGCACACAUUGCAUUGAUGUACCACACGAUGUUCAAACCCACUUUGAAUGACGUCAAUAAACUCUGUUUUCUGCCA